AUGUGCACCAACACAAAGCCUCACCAAGACCGACUAGUGAUGGGUAGCGCAGUCCUCGCUCUGGAGCCAAUCUUGUCGAUCGUGACACGAUUGGUCAAGAGACUCCGGAUUCAGGCCCUCUACCUUCUCCACCCCUUGCGUUUUUCGAUGAAGACACCGGCAAAGUACGAUGCUAUUACCCCAACUCUUAGGAGCGGACGUGCGCCGCACAGGAAGCAGGACAAUUCACUACCGCUUAAGCGCUACCCUGCGGUCGGCAAGAAAAGACGACAACAGGGCCGAAAGACAAGUGAGACACUCCAACGGUGCGGGCGCCGACUCCAGAACCCUCUACCUUCUCCACCAAGGUCGCUCCGGGGACCUGUAAAUGAAGGCGCUAGAGCUCGAUGGCCAGAUGCCCACCAUGGCCAACGCAUCGAUUCGCUGUGGGGCAUCCAGGAGCUUUACCAGACGGCGGACGGCAAGGCCACCGUCCCACGCUUCAACAACUCGUUGUGUGGGAUUAGCCAAGCCAGGAAGCCGGAUGGCAUUGCCCAGCCGCCUGGCUGGGUCUCCUUGCCCUCGUCGGGAAGAUCUUGCCAGAUCUUCUACUACGAUCGGCCCGAGUGGUGCACGUCCUGCGUGCACACCGCGGACGCUCCACACCCAACAAAAGAUUGCCGCAGGCAGCACCAGGAGCGCCGAAGAGCUCUCCGAAGCAUCCGUCGCCUGCUUUGCCGGACAGCUGCGACGUCUGUCUCUGCCUCGACCGCCGCUGUCGCGGUGCCAGCAGCUCAGCAAGCUAUAGGUCCGCCGGCGCCACUGGCAGCAGAGGACGUGGAGAUGUCCGAGAACACUGGACAGCAGUCUAGUGCGCUGGACCUUUCCACAGGGGCUUUUGCAGGCCUCACCCCAUUGAGGGAAUCCAGAAGCGCCCACGAGGUCUGGCACUAUCUCAACCAUGUCCGCGUGCCAGCAGGUUUCUGUCGUUUCCCGGUCGACUCAACAAACCCAAUCUCGCUUGCUACACCGCAAGCGAAAACAGCUGCUCGAAUGACCUUCGAUGCCCAGCUGCGCAACGUUGGCCUCACCUCUUUUGAGGUGACGCUAAACAACCAGAGCAACACUCUGCGCUCUGUCGACAUCCGUCUGCUCCCGCCCGUCACCGACUUUCAGCGACUCGCUCUUCGCUCUUCCCAGCUCCAACUACAAGGUGCUCGCCUGUCUUUCGCCCUUGAGGGCCGAGAGAUCCCACCAGGCUGCACCUUCUUCAACAUCUCCGAUGUCAGCGCAGCAACACUCGAGAAGCCUCACCAGCUUUUCACUUCACUGGACGGCCAAUUCGCUCACCACGGCCAGCGCAUCGAGGCUCUAUGCUAG
Molecule: messenger RNA, 1359 nt
Organism: Ceraceosorus guamensis
Lineage: Eukaryota; Fungi; Basidiomycota; Exobasidiomycetes; Ceraceosorales; Ceraceosoraceae
Exons: 3
Coding region: 1-1359 (452 amino acids)
Source: RefSeq, a predicted model, not a curated record